Messenger RNA from Chionomys nivalis (European snow vole), 764 nucleotides. Its product is annotated as phospholipid phosphatase 2-like. Gene Ontology annotation, biological process: phospholipid metabolic process; phospholipid dephosphorylation; signal transduction. Gene Ontology annotation, molecular function: phosphatidate phosphatase activity. NCBI's taxonomy places the organism in Eukaryota, Metazoa, Chordata, Mammalia, Rodentia, Cricetidae. Bases 66 to 728 code for a protein of 220 amino acids. The record is from RefSeq and is a predicted model, not a curated record. The transcript has 5 exons.
GGUUCUACUGCAGAGAUGACUCUAUCCGGUACCCCUACCGUCCAGACACGAUCACCCACGGACUCAUGGCCGGGGUCAUCAUCACGGCCACCGUCAUCCUUGUCUCAUCGGGGGAGGCCUACCUGGUGUACACAGACCGUCUCUAUUCACGAUCCGACUUCAACAACUACGUGGCCGCCAUCUACAAGGUGCUGGGGACCUUCCUGUUCAGGGCCGCCGUGAGCCAGUCUUGGACAGACCUGGCCAAGUACAUGAUUGGCCGGCUGACACCCAGCUUCUUGGCUGUCUGUGACCCUGACUGGAGCCAGGUCAACUGCUCUGACUACGUGCAGCUGGAGGUGUGUAGGGGCAACCCUGCCAACGUCACUGAGGCCAGGCUCUCCUUUUACUCCGGACACUCCUCCUUCGGCAUGUAUUGCAUGUUGUUCCUGGCGCUCUAUGUGCAGGCCCGGCUCUGCUGGAAGUGGGCACGGCUGCUGAGGCCCACGGUUCAGUUCUUCUUGGUGGCCUUUGCAAUCUAUGUGGGCUACACCCGUGUGUCCGACCACAAGCACCACUGGAGUGAUGUCCUCGUCGGCCUCCUGCAGGGAGCCCUGGUAGCGUGCCUCAUGGUCCGCUAUGUCUCAGACUUCUUCAAAUCCCGGCCGCUCCAGACCUGCCAGGAGGACCAGGAACCGGAGCGCAAGCCCAGUCUGUCCCUGACGCUGACCCUCGGCGACGGACCUUAGCCACUAUGAGUACCCAGUCUCUUCCCGGAAGCCACC